AUGAAGAGCACAGCGGUGGCGCUCUUGCUGCUGGUGGCGGUGCAAUGUCUCGCGCUGGGGUCUCGCACGGCCGCGGCCGCGAAGGUGCGGCGGACAAGGCAGGGCGACUACCUGAACCGGCUGCGCGGGUCGCCGUCCUCCCGCGCGUCCUGGGAGUCGCUGGCGGCCGUGGAGGAGGAGGAGACGACGACGAAAGCGACGGGUAGAACCGCGCCGGCGGCGGCUGCGGCGGAGGCCGGGCGCAAGGAGGCCGACCGCGUGGAGGCGCUGCCCGGGCAGCCGAGCGGCGUGGACUUCGCACAGUACGCCGGGUACGUGACGGUGGACGCGGCGGCCGGGCGCGCGCUGUUCUACUACCUCGCCGAGGCCGUCGGCGGGAACGGCGACGGGUCGUCGUCCAAGGGCAAGCCGCUCCUGCUCUGGCUCAACGGCGGCCCGGGGUGCUCGUCGCUGGGGUACGGCGCCAUGGAGGAGCUGGGCCCGUUCCGCGUCAUGAGCGACGGCAAGACGCUCUACCGCAACCCCUACUCCUGGAACCACGCGGCGAACGUGCUGUUCCUGGAGAGCCCGGCGGGGGUGGGGUACUCGUACUCGAACACGACGGCGGACUACGGCCGGAGCGGGGACAACCGGACGGCGGAGGACGCGUACCUGUUCCUGGCUAACUGGAUGGAGCGCUUCCCGGAGUACAAGGGCCGCGAGUUCUACAUCACCGGCGAGAGCUACGCCGGCCACUACGUGCCGCAGCUGGCCCACGCCAUCCUCCGCCACGCCUCCCCGGCCAUCAACCUCAAAGGCAUCAUGGGCCGGUUUGGGUGGUGUGAAAAACAGAUUGGGAACGCGGUGAUCAACGACUGGACGGACACCAAGGGCAUGUACGACUUCUUCUGGACGCACGCGUUCAUCUCCGACGAGACGGCCGCCGGCAUCGACAAGAACUGCAACUUCACGGCCGCCGGCGCCGGCGCGGCGACGAGCGCGCUCUGCGACGACGCGUCGGACGAGGCCGGCGAGAGCCUUCGGGACAUCGACAUCUACAACAUCUACGCGCCCAACUGCCAGUCGGAGAAGCUCGUCACGCCCCCCAUCGCCCCCUCGAUCGACAACUUUGAUCCGUGCACGGACUACUACGUGGACGCGUACCUCAACCGCCCGGACGUGCAGAAGGCGAUGCACGCCAACGUCACCCGCCUCGACCACCCCUGGUCGGCCUGCAGUGAAGUCUUGACACGCUGGGUCGACAGCGCCAAAACGGUCCUGCCUAUUAUCCGGGAGCUGAUGAAGAACAACAUCAGAGUCUGGGUUUACAGUGGAGACACUGACGGGAGGGUGCCCGUCACUUCCAGUAGGCUCUCUGUCAACCAGCUCCAGCUCCCAGUGGCAGCGAAAUGGAGGCCAUGGUUCAGCAGCACCAAGGGUGCCGGAGAGGUGGGUGGAUACAUUGUGCAGUACAAGGGUGAUCUCAGCUUGGUAACUGUCAGAGGAGCAGGCCAUGAGGUCCCCAGCUACCAGCCGCGGCGAGCCCUUGUGCUUGUCCAGAAUUUCCUCGCAGGCAAAGCUCUCCCUGACUGCAAAGAAUGCGAACAAGAUUAG
This is a messenger RNA of Triticum turgidum subsp. durum (durum wheat), 1593 nucleotides long. NCBI's taxonomy places the organism in Eukaryota, Viridiplantae, Streptophyta, Magnoliopsida, Poales, Poaceae. The record is from the annotation of a GenBank genome assembly.